Messenger RNA from Drosophila novamexicana, 961 nucleotides. RefSeq names its product charged multivesicular body protein 4c (gene shrb). Gene Ontology annotation, biological process: late endosome to vacuole transport via multivesicular body sorting pathway; vesicle budding from membrane. The transcript has 4 exons. The record is from RefSeq and is a predicted model, not a curated record. Gene Ontology annotation, cellular component: ESCRT III complex; multivesicular body; cytoplasmic side of plasma membrane. The coding region runs from base 118 to 804 and encodes 228 amino acids. Lineage: Eukaryota; Metazoa; Arthropoda; Insecta; Diptera; Drosophilidae.
CGCACACUUCACUGUAGACAAAAACACCAGACGACGUCUGUGGAAGAACGCAAUAGGAAAAACUUAAUUUAAUAGAGAAUUAGUGCUGUGUGCGCGUGUAAAAGGCAAAAAAACAGUAUGAGCUUCUUUGGGAAAAUGUUUGGUGGCAAAAAGGAGAUGGCCCCAACGACAGGCGAGGCGAUACAAAAGCUGCGCGAGACCGAGAACAUGUUGAUCAAAAAACAGGAAUUUCUCGAGUCCAAAAUCGAGGAGGAGUUAAAUACAGCACGCAAAAAUGCAUCCAAAAACAAAAGAGUGGCUCUGCAGGCGCUCAAAAAGAAGAAGCGAUUGGAGAAGCAGCUGCAACAAAUCGAUGGCACCCUCUCCACGAUCGAGAUGCAGCGCGAGGCUCUGGAGAGCGCCAACACGAAUACUGCCGUAUUGACCACCAUGAAGAACGCCGCGGAUGCGCUCAAAUCCGCGCACCAGAACAUGGAUGUGGACAAGGUGCACGAUAUGAUGGAUGACAUUGCCGAGCAACAGGAUGUGGCGCGCGAAAUUUCUGAUGCCAUUUCGAAUCCGGUCGCCUUUGGCGCCGAUCUGGAUGAUGAGGAUCUCGAGCGGGAACUCGAUGAACUGGAGCAGGAGAACUUUGAUAAGGAAAUUAUUGGCAUACCAGAGCCAACGCCCACGUUGCCAGAAGCGCCAACCGAAGAUUUGCCCGAGAAGGCCAAGGAAAAGAAAAAGGCAACCGUUGCGUCGGCCACCAAGCCAGAGGAUGAUGAUGAUCCAGUUAUGCAGCAAUUGUUGUCUUGGGCCAACUAAAAACACGCUAUGAAAUCUCCCCCCUCCUUCCCACACACACACACAAACAUUGUUUUAAUUGCCCGAUUAACGCAAGUCAGCUCUUUUGUUGUAAAUUUGAAUAUUCUUUAUGAUUAAGUGAAAACAAAAAUUUAUGUUGAAAAGCGCGAAAUUUCAA